AUGCAAAAUGUGUGAAAUUAAUAUUAUUAUUGGCCACACUGGUUGCCUGGCUACAGAUAACCCAGCAACACGUGUGCGCGCGCGCGUGAGUUAACAACAGUGAUUUCACUUGACAUUUCUCAGACUUUUUUUUUGUUUUUGUUUUUUAACUUGAUAACAAACACUGUGUAGUCUCAUUAAUCUCACAAAAGAAAAAGAAAAAAAAACGGAGUUAGAUAAUUUUCGAGGAUUGAGACAGGAGGGGGAACUAACGUCUGUGUCACAGCUAAAGAUGCCCCCCGAUGAGGCGGUGGUGUUUCUGACGGAGCUCUGGCUGACUGCUGGCUGACUGAUUGAAUGAGUGUUUUUGGCUGUGGAGACAUAACGUGAGCUAACGACGGGAAUAAACGCAGAGGACGGGAGCUGCAAAAAGACUCUGAGCGUCAACACGAGGUCGCGUUAGCCGAAGCUAUUUGCUGCUAGCCCCCAGGUACGAUUAGCCGGGCAGCUAACACUAGCCACCAAGUCUAUUUAUAGUGAAUCGUCAGGCGAUUAGUAUUGACAAGUCGAUCCGAGAGGCUUGUGUGUGUAUCCUAUGAGCUUCCAGCGUUAGCCGCCUGCGCCAACAUGUCCACCACCUCGCUGGAUAAAGAGCUACAGGAGCGGCUGAGAGAGGCGUCUGCCAUCGGGGACAUCGACGAAGUGCGGACAUUGGUGGAGAGCGGAGUCAAUGUGAACUCCCAGAACGAAAUAAACGGAUGGACGUGCCUGCACUGGGCAUGCAAGAGGAACCACAAGCACGUAGUCUCCUACUUACUCAGCUGUGGAGCAGACAAAGAGAUCCUCACGGCUAAGGAUGAGCUGGCUGCACAACUCACGUCCAAGCCGGAGAUCAAACGGCUUUUAGGAGUCGAGGUGGAGGAUGUGCCUGAGGUCAAGGAACCCGAGCUGCCAAUCAUCCCCAACUACCUGUCGAACCCGCCCUUCAUGUAUUCCAAGAUGGAUGACAAGAUGGAGGCGCUUCUGGCCGAGCACCUUGCGCAGAACGGUUCUGGAGAACACGACGAGGACACACAGAGCGAUUCGGCGUCCCUUUCGCCGACUCACGAGCCUCAGAAAUCACAGAGCCUGGUCCUUGAUGGUCCCACUCCUCCCCCAAACCCCACCAAUCACACCCAGGCCCAAGCCGGUGAAUUCAUUCCUGUGAGUGAGCAAAAUGGUGUUUCACCCAGCCCGGCUUCAUCCCACAACCAUGCUGCUGUGAACUGCACAGUGCCCAUGGACCUGUCGGUUGAGCCGCAUCUUGUCAACCACGCUGACUACCCACACACGGCGACGCACAACGGCACCAUGUGCUCUCCUCCGUUGCCCUCACCUAGCCCCAGUUUGGCCAGCAGCAGCGGGAGCCAGGUCCAGGCGCCGGUGGCCGGCACUAACCCAACUAUGAGCAGGCAGCAGUCUAUCCCACAGCAGCUGGGCUACAGCCAGGCUGGUGGGCCCAUGCCAGCCUUCCAACCUUUCUUCUUCACCAGCACCUUCCCCGUUAAUGUGCAAGAGCUGGUGCUGAAGGUGCGUAUCCAGAACCCCAACGCGCGGGAGAACGACUUCAUUGAGGUGGAGCUGGACCGGCAGGAGCUCACCUACCGUUCCCUUCUGAGGGUCUGUUGCCGCGAGUUAGAUAUCAGCACCGAGCACGUGGAGAAGAUCCGCAAGCUGCCGAACACCAUGCUGAGAAAGGACAAGGAUGUGGCUCGGCUGCAGGACUUUCAGGAGCUGGAGGUCGUGUUGGAGAAAGCAGAGGGCCUGUCUCUUUUCUCCGGGACCGGGGGCCUCACAGACAGACCCUGCUACAACAUGAAGGCCUCCCGUCUCACCUACUAGAGCUACCACGGAGCCUGAGGUCUCCCUGCUUACAAUGGGCUUCUGUAGCUGCCCACAAGCAACCAUAACUAGUUGCCCGCCCAGGUCCCCUGUUACAGCUUUGUCUGGCUUUGGUGUUUUGCCAAUUUCUUAACUGGGAUUUGUUCCUUCAAGUUCUGUAGCUAUUGUCCUCCUCCUGUCCUCCUCUGGCCCUCCUGCCGCUUUAGUGUACCCAACCAGUUCUAAGCGAUUACUGAUGCAUGGUGUCCUCGAUUAUUGCGAAAGUAUUUGGGCCCCACUCUCCUCUCUUUAUCUCUUUAUUCUCUCCUCCCACUGCACUUUGUGCCAAGGCUCCAGUGGGACAACGGAGGGAGACAUUGGCUUAUCUUCCUCACGGACUGGACUUGAACGGGAUUCUGCAAUAGCCUUAUAUAGACACAUCUCUAUACUGGCUGUGGACUGUAGUCACAGAAGAAAACGGCCUGAUAAGAGCGAGAGCAGAGGACCACAGGAAGGAUUUACAUAACUCUAACUGAUAUGCUCGCCGUCAGUCCACAGGACAGAACAUGUCGCAGCACAGUGGACUCGGACACAUUUCUAGCAAACUGACCCGUAGAGUGUUCUGACAUAUUCUAGCUGGCGUACACACUUUCAUAUAUGCUGUAGGCAUAAACCUUAGUGUCUUUCCAGCAGAGGGCGUCUAUUACUGGCUCUGACUCUUAAGGUGGAGGUAAUCUCACACCAGGUGAGACUUUGGACUAAUUUUUAAUUUGCUGACCACACAUACAGUAUGCUUUAAUCUACAUCCACACUAGGAUGGACACGUUUGAGUAGGAGUACUGGUUUCCCUACGUAUUUAAAUCCAUCCUGUCAUACACUGUGGCAAAGAGAUAAUUAGUUUUGUUUGGAAUUGUUCUCUUUCGUGUCGUUUUCAUGUCAGACAAAAGCAUAACACUUAAAGCAUAAGAGUUAAACUGUCAACUGUGAAGUUUUUUUUGUUUUGUUUUUAGUAUCGAUUCUUAUUAAUAAUGCAUUGCGCUUAGAGUAACAAGGCUUGCUGAGUCCCAGCAGAGAUUGUCUAUGAGGCUCCCACUUGAUUUAUCAUAAGUUGAGCCUUCUGUUGAACACGUUUGGUUGCCGUCCGUCUGUUUAACUGUGAUUUAGACUUCAAACCAAAAACUAACUCCAGCAAAGAUACUAGCUGCAGAAUAGAAAUUAUGACUGCUUCAGAAAAGAACGCAGCCUCGUUAGUUUUUUUUUUUUCCUCUCUCUCUCUCUCUCUCUCUCCCCCCAAAGUGAAAAGGAAAUAAGUAAGAUAUAGCAAAGGAGAUGAUGUUCUGUAUAUGUGACACUUGGUUAUACGAUUGAGUGCUUCCUUGUUCUCCCCUAACACUCAAAUGAUCCUUUAACACGACUGUCUUUGUGUCACGGUAAACCUAGGCUGUCGACGUGGGUGGCUAGAUUUGUUUAAAACUGAAAGCAACACAGAAUAUCAAUAGAUAUGGCUUCAGUUUAGUUAUUAAGGCCAGUCUAGUGCCAGUAUUUUAUUUUAUUUUUUAUUUUUUUAACUAAAAAUGGCAUCAAUGUUUUCUACUUGGUGGCUUAAUCAGAGGUGUUGGAGUGAUGAUAGAGGCUGACAACCUUCUUAUACUGUAUAUUAAGAGUUUAACCGGUCAUGACAGGUCACGAAAUGUUUAUGCUGCUUUCAUCAACACUUUAUAUAUUUCUUUAUAAUUCUCAAUGCUUGGGGCUCAUUUUGUUUUAAGCACAGCAGUACACGGCCGCCACACGUCCUACAAUCAAAGUUUCUUACUCCGUGGUAACUGUUUACUGUUCAGACGUAUACCAGAAGCUCUUACUGUAUUUGUAUGUUUUAAGAUAUUUUUUAUUCAUUUGUAUAAUUUUUUUUUUAACCAGCUAUAGGCCUGUUGUGUUUGUGUCAAAAAAAAGUCUUCUAUCAUGCAAGAGAGAGAGUUCAACAACUGGGAGGGAAAGUGCUGCGAUGCUGUUGUUGUUGAAGCCAAGUGCAAUGUGUAUGUUUGUGUGUGUGUGUGUGUGUGGGGCAGAAAGAAGAAUGUGUUUCCAGAAAGUUUGCUGUCAGAAGAAGAUACUACCAAGAGUGCUUAUUUUAUGUUCCCGACUAUGUUAAAUGCUUUAUUAAGUGAAGUUGUGCCACAUGUUUGAGGCAGGAGCUUGCUUGAGAAAGUGGGGACGGUGCGUGGCGGAAACGCCCCCAGGUGAGUGCGAGCAGCGUGUUUUGAAAUGGGUUUUUAUAGGAUCUUAUUUGAUUCUGUUGAAAGGAGAUAACUAACAUUGUAUUUGUGGGGUUGCUUAUUGUUCUAGAAAAAGCAGAAUACAGUUUGACUUAACCUAUGCAUUCAGAGUCUGAUAUUUUUAUAUACAGUACGUCAUGUGUACUUGUAGAAAUAAUCUUAGGCACUGUUAAAGUUCAAGUGUUUUUUUUUUGUUUUGUUUUGUUUGUUUUUUCCAUUCCUCAGACCUGUAUCUGUUCUUUGAUAAAGCAUGGUGAACUACUCGACCUCCUCCCUCUUCUUCUCUUAAACUGACCACGUGUGCUUCUAAAAGCAUAUUCUGUCCAUCUGACUAAUGUAACGAGCAUAUUGAUGUAAUGAGUUUGAGUGUCUAUCUUAAUUCUCACUUUUAAAUGAAGUGGCGUCUGUUGCAGGUUAUCCUUUCGUGUGCACCUGCAUGUGUAUGUGGGAUGUUAAAUGAAUCAAAAUGUGUGUUUCAGCUGAGAGCCACUAGAGGGAGCAAAAGAGCAAAUGUUGCUUGGUUACAUGAGCCACAGGUUUUGCUAUCAGAGCCACUUUAAGUGAUAACAAGAGGAAUUUAUUUUUUAUCUGCUUGGAUUUAAUUUAAUUCAUAAAACAUAUUUUAAAA
This is a messenger RNA of Larimichthys crocea (large yellow croaker), 4740 nucleotides long. RefSeq names its product ankyrin repeat domain 40 (gene ankrd40). The record is from RefSeq and is a predicted model, not a curated record. Lineage: Eukaryota; Metazoa; Chordata; Actinopteri; Sciaenidae. The coding region runs from base 607 to 1860 and encodes 417 amino acids. Gene Ontology annotation, molecular function: protein binding. The transcript has 5 exons.